Messenger RNA from Eublepharis macularius, 3925 nucleotides. RefSeq names its product actinin alpha 2 (gene ACTN2). NCBI's taxonomy places the organism in Eukaryota, Metazoa, Chordata, Lepidosauria, Squamata, Eublepharidae. The transcript has 21 exons. The coding region runs from base 275 to 2962 and encodes 895 amino acids. Gene Ontology annotation, biological process: actin cytoskeleton organization; muscle cell development. The record is from RefSeq and is a predicted model, not a curated record. Gene Ontology annotation, cellular component: cell junction; plasma membrane; cell projection. Gene Ontology annotation, molecular function: actin filament binding; calcium ion binding.
CAGCCCUAGGCGUGAGCUUUGGGCUUUCUUGGAGAGAAUCACAGCAGCAGCAGUAACUGUCCAGGGGCAGGAGAGGGAGGAAGUAAAGGCAAGUUCUGACCUUCAAUCUGACAACUUUUCCCUGGCACACCAGCAAGGCAAUAUACAGACCUCUCUGUCUAGAAACAAGAAAAGAGAACAAUUUCUUUGCUUGGUUGCAAGAUUUAAAAAAAUAAAUCUGAGAGUUAUUAAGAACUAAGAAGAGGUGUGAAACUGAAUCUGAUCCUUAAGCAAGAUGACAAACCAAAUAGAAACUGUCAUGCAUUACAACUAUGAGUAUGAAGAAGAUGAGUACAUGAACCAAGAGGAAGAAUGGGACAGAGACCUGCUCCUGGACCCUGCGUGGGAGAAACAGCAAAGGAAGACAUUUACAGCCUGGUGCAACUCCCAUCUACGGAAAGCAGGGACACAGAUUGAGAAUAUUGAAGAGGAUUUCAGGAACGGCCUUAAGUUGAUGCUGCUUUUGGAAGUCAUUUCAGGGGAAAGACUACCAAAACCAGAUAGAGGAAAAAUGCGCUUCCAUAAAAUUGCAAAUGUCAACAAAGCCCUGGAUUUUAUAGCCAGCAAAGGCGUCAAACUUGUCUCAAUUGGUGCAGAAGAAAUUGUUGACGGCAAUGUGAAAAUGACCCUAGGUAUGAUUUGGACGAUCAUCCUUCGCUUUGCUAUUCAAGACAUUUCAGUAGAAGAGACAUCUGCCAAAGAAGGACUGCUGCUAUGGUGUCAGAGGAAAACUGCACCUUAUAGAAAUGUGAACAUUCAAAACUUUCAUCUUAGCUGGAAAGACGGCCUUGGCCUCUGUGCACUUAUCCACAGACAUCGACCUGAUCUUAUUGACUACUCCAAGCUAUCUAAGGAUGAUCCACUAGGAAAUAUAAACCUUGCCAUGGAUGUUGCUGAAAAACAUUUGGAUAUCCCGAAGAUGUUGGAUGCAGAAGACAUUGUGAAUACUCCCAAGCCUGAUGAAAGAGCUAUCAUGACUUAUGUUUCCUGCUUCUACCAUGCUUUUGCAGGAGCAGAGCAGGCAGAAACAGCUGCUAAUCGGAUUUGUAAGGUACUUGCUGUGAAUCAAGAAAAUGAAAAAAUGAUGGAAGAAUAUGAACGACUGGCAAGUGAGCUUUUAGAAUGGAUUCGUCGCACAACUCCUUGGUUGGAAAACAGGACUCCAGAGAAGACUAUGGCAGCUAUGCAGAAGAAGUUAGAAGACUUUCGAGAUUAUCGUCGCAAGCACAAGCCACCCAAGGUCCAAGAAAAAUGCCAGCUGGAGAUCAAUUUCAAUACAUUGCAGACAAAGUUACGAAUCAGUAACAGGCCAGCUUUUAUGCCAUCAGAGGGCAAGAUGGUUUCAGAUAUUGCCAGUGCUUGGCAAAGGCUUGAACAAGCAGAAAAGGGCUAUGAAGAAUGGUUGCUGAAUGAAAUACGAAGACUUGAGCGACUUGAACAUUUGGCUGCAAAAUUUAGACAAAAGGCAUCUGCUCACGAAACAUGGUCAUAUGGCAAAGAGCAGAUUCUGCAGCAGAAGGAUUAUGAAUCUGCUUCUCUGACAGAGAUCCGGGCUUUGUUGAGGAAACAUGAGGCUUUUGAGAGCGACUUGGCCGCUCACCAGGACAGAGUGGAACAGAUCGCUGCCAUUGCCCAGGAGCUGAAUGAACUAGACUACCAUGAUGCUGCAAGUGUCAAUGAUCGAUGUCAGAAGAUUUGUGAUCAGUGGGACAGACUGGGAACACUCACUCAGAAAAGGAGAGAAGCAUUGGAGAGAACAGAGAAAUUGUUGGAAACUAUUGAUCAGCUGCACCUGGAGUUUAGCAAGAGGGCUGCUCCUUUCAACAACUGGAUGGAAGGUGCCAUGGAAGACUUACAAGACAUGUUUAUUGUUCAUAGCAUAGAAGAGAUCCAGAGCCUGAUAACUGCUCACGAACAAUUUAAAGCCACUUUACCUGAGGCAGAUGGUGAAAGGCAAGCUAUACUCUCUAUCCAUAAUGAAGUGGAGAAAGUGAUUCAGAGCUACAACCUCAGAAUAAGUGCUAACAAUCCUUAUAGCACAGUCACACUGGAUGAGAUACGUACCAAAUGGGAAAAGGUAAAACAACUUGUGCCUGUGAGGGAUCAAUCACUGCAAGAAGAACUGGCUCGCCAGCAUACCAAUGAACGUCUGCGUCGCCAGUUUGCUGCUCAGGCCAAUGUCAUUGGUCCCUGGAUCCAAACCCAGAUGGAGGAAAUUGCCCGAAGCUCAGUUGAGAUUGGAGGGCCCUUAGAGGACCAGAUGACUCAACUAAAGCAGUAUGAGCAAAAUUUCAUCAACUAUAAACACAACAUUGACAAACUGGAAGGAGAUCAUCAACUGAUACAAGAGGCCUUGGUGUUUGAUAAUAAGCAUACUAAUUACACAAUGGAGCAUAUCCGUGUUGGAUGGGAACUGUUACUGACCACUAUUGCACGGACCAUCAAUGAAGUUGGGAAUCAGAUCCUCACAAGGGAUGCCAAAGGGAUCACACAGCAGCAAAUGAAUGAAUUCCGAGCAUCAUUUAAUCACUUUGACAGGAAGAAAAAUGGGCUUAUGGACCACGAUGAUUUCAGAGCUUGCUUAAUUUCCAUGGGCUAUGAUUUGGGUGAAGCAGAGUUUGCCCGAACCAUGUCCCUGGUUGAUCCCAAUGGUCAAGGAACCAUCUCCUUCCAGUCUUUUAUUGACUUUAUGACCAGAGAGACUGCAGACACUGAUACUGCUGAACAAGUGAUUGCUUCUUUCAGGAUCCUUGCUUCAGAUAAGGCUUAUAUUCUUGCUGAGGAGCUGCUUCGAGAGCUGCCGCCCGAGCAGGCUCAGUACUGCAUCAAGCGAAUGCCAGCAUACAAGGGCCCAGGUGCUGUUCCUGGAGCUCUGGAUUAUACCUCAUUUUCAUCAGCAUUGUAUGGGGAGAGUGACCUGUAAAUGGCUAUGACUACCAUAGGUGAUUAUAAUAAACAUCUUACUUUCCAGCUUGUUGCUUCUUGGGCAAGCUGAAUUCAAAGUAAGUUUCUCAGAUUUAGCAGGUACAUUCAGUAAAUUAACUAUACAUAUAAAGAGUGCAGCAUUGGUAUUGUUUGUAUUUAUUUUGUCAACAUUAUACAGUUGCCCAAAUGAAUUACCUGAUUGUAUUUUAAAGGAAAAGCAACACCCACAGGAAAAAAAUAGUCUGUGCUGGAAGUCUCAGGAAAAAUGAUAUUUGAAAUCAAGCCCUUUGCAAUUUUAAUAUUGAUGAAGCGUUUUGCUCAUAAAUUCCUCUUGCAGUAUAUGAGUCUUUUGCAGUCUCCCUCCAGGUGUCUGCUUUUUGCUUUCAUGGCAGUCGUGCUUUCAUCUGAGGAUAUCAGAUUUGGUAAUGCUUCUGCAGGAGGAGUUGUACAGACUAGGAAAUGCAUCAAACCAAAAAUGUAGCUAAAACCAUACAAAAUUCUGUCAUCUUUAUACAUGAAACACUUACUUUGUAUUUUUCACCUAUGUGUUGACAUAAAGACAUUUGAUGCCAGCAACCUGCUGAAAAGUGAAAGCCUUAUCCUCGGAAGCAAUACCUGACUUUUAACUUGGCAGCUGAAAGGACACAUUAACAAACAGGAUAUUAGGAAGCUUUGUAUGUUUGUUCUCUACCAUGUACCUGCUGCAUUUGGUCUUGAUUCAUGCUGCAUGUCAUGGUGGUUUCUUUAAGUAAGGUGGUCUGUCUGGUAGUUUAUUGUUAACUCUUCAUCUCAACAGAUUGUAGAGAAGUAAAGCAAUAAACUUUUUUACUUGAAGCCGAGCAGUCACAGGGAAGAAAAACGCAAUGCAAACAAAUGGAAAUAUUCACAAAUGGCAAAAAGCUGUACAAUUCAGUAUAAUAAAAAUGUGCCUACUAAAUAAAAUUUGCUUUUCAAACUUUAA